Cylicocyclus nassatus is the source of this 1150-nucleotide messenger RNA. NCBI's taxonomy places the organism in Eukaryota, Metazoa, Nematoda, Chromadorea, Rhabditida, Strongylidae. The record is from the annotation of a GenBank genome assembly.
AUUUCAGAUUUCGUUACUGUUCUGGAGUAAAUUUGCCGACAUGGCGUACAAUAUGAAUAGCGCUGCGGCUGCGUUCGCGUACGCUCAUAUUCCUUGUCAAUCAUCUACAACAUCAUCACAGCCGUUUACCUACAGUAUGAGUACAGUACCGGCAAUGACCAUGUUCCCAUCAACGGGUUAUAACGCAGCUAUGAUCCCAAGAAAAAAUCGAAGGGAAAGGACAACAUUCAAUCGCCAACAGCUUGAGGUUCUUGAGACUUUGUUCGAAGCGACUCAAUAUCCAGAUGUGUUCACCCGCGAAAAAGUCGCAGAACAAAUACAACUUCAAGAAAGCCGAAUUCAGGUCUGGUUCAAGAAUAGGCGGGCAAAGUACCGACAACAAGAGAAGCAGAAGCCCAAAGUAGAAAAGAAGGAUACUGCAGGCGUUGCCGCCGCUGCAUCGCCGUCAAUAACUAAAGAAGAGGCAACGUAUGUUCCUCAGAACAGUGAACCGGAAUCAGGCUCUCCUCAUAAGCCCACAACCCCCGAAGAAAAAAGAGAAAGUCCGCAGACGCCAGCGAGCGGAAGCAGUGGUAUCGGAGAUACAUCGUGGACAAGUGAUGCUUCAUCGACGGUUCAAAGCUUAACUCCAACCACGAACGUUCCAUUCUCUGUGUCGCUCAACAAUCCGACUGUCUACAACACUUACCCCAUUUACCCGACGUCUUACUACCCGCUGGAUACAACCACCUACUCGCCCUAUUCAUACCCCUCAUCCUACUCACAUCAGUACCCCUCAAAUCCGUAUUUUCUCACCAGCACCAAUGGAUCAUUGUGAGAAGUGCUUCCAUGUUGUCUGAAUUGAGAAAAGCGACAGUUACGCAGAUUGUGAGUCAUAUUCCUUCGAGUUUUAACUACUAUGCCGAUGUGUCCUAUUGCCGUUCGAGUUGUCAUUCAUCCCUGAAACCAGUAAAUCACUUAAACAGUGUAUUUAUUUCUAUGUUCAACGUUGUUACACUACCAUUUCAAUUUUGUUCGAGGAUUCUGUGGGUAUCACAGCAACUGCCUGCUCUCCGUGAAAUAACCCUGGGUAUCUUUGCUAUAUGUUGCUGCACUGAAUCACUGUACCUUUUUGUUUUCUGAUAGAACAAUAGUUUUCUUUUGUGAUUGG